CAUAAUAAAAACCCGAAGCCACGGAAGAAUCGGGGGUUUCUCGUGGCUAUGGAGACCCCAAAACCCUACCCGCACGCGAACCCUCUGCUAUCCAUUUCCUCUUUCAUUCACAAUCACUGUAUCCGACUCGGUGCCGAGUUUUCGAAUCGUCUCGAAGAUACCAAGCGCUUUGCCGGAACCCUUGCCAGAAGAUGGCCGGCGGAGGCAAAUUGGCGAUUCCUCCCCACACCAGCGUUCGCGUCCCUUACGCAGCACACGAAUGCCUUGGCUGCCACUCUAAGCUCGGACCAAGUGGCUAAGUCCCUCGUCGGCACGGCGGUCUACACUGUUAGCAAUUCAAACAACGAGUUCGUGCUCGUUUCCGAUCCCAAUGGAGUUAAGUCAAUAGGCUUACUAUGCUUCCGCAAGGAAGAUGCCGAGACCUUUUUGGCUCAGGCCCGGUCAAGAAAAAGAGAAUUAAGAAGUAAUGCGAAGGUUGUCCCAAUUACCCUUGACCAGGUUUAUAUGUUGAAAGUAGAAGGUAUUGCAUUCCGGUUUUUGCCGGAUCCUGUUCAGAUAAAGAAUGCAUUGGAGCUCAAAGCUUCGGAUACCAGAAGCAGUUUUGAUGGAGUUCCUGUGUUUCAGUCUGAUCUUCUGAUCGUGAAAAAGAAAAACAAGCGUUAUUGUCCUAUAUACUUUGCAAAGGAAGAUAUAGAAAGGGAACUGUUGAAGGUCUCUAAGGCAUCUAGAGGAUUAGGAACUUCUCAACAUAUUAUGGUGGGUAGUUUGGAAGAUGUUCUAAAGAAAAUGGAGUUGAAUGAGAAGAAUUCUGCCUGGGAAGAUCUAAUUUUCAUUCCACCUGGCAAAAGCCACUCUCAACACAUUCAAGAAGUGGGCAAAGCAUGACAUAGGCUGUGGACUCGGCCAACAGAAUGCACGAGAAGAAUGGAGCAUGGAGCACUGAUUCAGCCAACUGAGACAUGACAACGGAUCUGAUCCAGAGAUAAUUUUGAGACUGGAGAAGCUAACGUCUUCUCUUUUAGGUCGAGAAGGUUAGUGAAAAUGUUGCGGCUGGAUUUCUCAUAUGUGUUGAGUUUGAUCUUACGUCUGUAUAGACCAUCUGUUCGACUUAGUGUUCUUUUGUAGAUCAGAAUUAAUGUAAUUGAGCCUGUGAAAUGGUUACCAAUCCCUAAGAUGCAAGUCCCAUUUUGCUCAUACGUAGCCAAAAUACAAUACUAAACGGAGGGGGGUAUUCAUGUGGAAAGGGGAUAAAUUUGACUGUUUAUUGCAAUAUUCGAGUUUCUCAAUAAAUGAACAUUUAAUUUUUUUUUCUCCACCAAAAA
Momordica charantia (bitter melon) is the source of this 1322-nucleotide messenger RNA. RefSeq names its product Tic22-like family protein (gene TIC22-IV). Lineage: Eukaryota; Viridiplantae; Streptophyta; Magnoliopsida; Cucurbitales; Cucurbitaceae. The record is from RefSeq and is a predicted model, not a curated record. Gene Ontology annotation, biological process: protein transport. Gene Ontology annotation, cellular component: chloroplast.